This is a messenger RNA of Fopius arisanus, 1351 nucleotides long. RefSeq names its product odorant receptor 46a, isoform A. NCBI's taxonomy places the organism in Eukaryota, Metazoa, Arthropoda, Insecta, Hymenoptera, Braconidae. Gene Ontology annotation, biological process: sensory perception of smell; detection of chemical stimulus involved in sensory perception of smell. Bases 66 to 1238 code for a protein of 390 amino acids. Gene Ontology annotation, cellular component: plasma membrane. Gene Ontology annotation, molecular function: olfactory receptor activity; odorant binding. The record is from RefSeq and is a predicted model, not a curated record. The transcript is spliced from 5 exons.
UCAAGAGCCUCACCCCCACGUCGAGAGGAUAAAACUUGAUAAACAUAAAAAAAUUAUAACGAGCGAUGUCAUUCUUCUCCCUCAACAUUCUCUCAUUCAGAGUCUUGGGGCUCUGGUUCCCCGAAGAGUCUUCAACUUGGAAAUUAAUUUUAUACAGAAUCUACAAUGCGUUCGCUGUUACAGCCAUGUGUACCUUCGUUUUAUCCCAAUUUUUUGCAUUGCUCUCUUGCUUUCAUGACACGAAAGAACUGACUAACGCCUCUUUCAUGCUCGUUACGAUGAUCGCUGUUGCUGGAAAAAUGUUCAACAUGACUAUUUAUCAAUACGAAAUCAGGAGAAUGGUCGAGCUAUUCGAUCUCGAGCCAUUCAAGUCUCUAGAUGACAACGAGGUGAUGAUUAAAUCGAAAUUUCAUCGUUCUGUCAAGCGCUUCAUUUCCGUGUAUGGAACACUAGGAACAGCUACUUGCACAGUGAUAACACUAUUUUCCCUAAUUCGGGACAUGCCUCGUCGACAAUUACUCUUCAAAGCACGAUAUCCUUUCGACGACACAGAAUCAAUUGGCUACUGGAUUUCCUACAUUCAUCAGCUCUACAGUCAUUACAUGGGGGCUGUCGUCAACAUGACUUUCGAUACAUUUGUCUCAGCUCUCAUGCUGGCCACUUCAGCUCAGCUCGAAGUACUCAAGUACCGAUUCGUAAUGAUGCCAAAUCUGAUGGAGAACGAACGCUCUGGGUCCGGCACCAAGGGAAAUCCUGAAGAAAUUGAGAGAAUGGAGACCAAGUACUUGGGAAAUCACACCAAUCAUCACCUCGCUAUUUACGAAUUCUCAAGAGCUACGAAUGAUACAUUCACCGGUUCAAUUUUUCUUCAAUAUUGUGCGAGUUCUCUCGUUCUCUGCGUCAGUGUUUUUACGUUGACGCACCUGAAGCCCUUGAGUAAAGAAUUCAAUUCUCUGCUGAUGUACGUCGGCUGCAUGCUGGUGCAGAUAUUCAUAUUUUGUGAUGCUGCCAAUGACGUAACGAUCAGGAGCGAAACCAUGGGGGAUGGAAUUUAUAAAAUGGACUGGACAUCAUUAUCAGUAAAGAGUCAGAAGAGUCUAGUCCUCAUCAUGGCGCGUACCUUGAGGCCCAUAAGAUACACCAGUGGACAUGUUGUUAGUCUCUCUUUAGUUUCUUUCAGCAGUCUACUCAAGCUUUCCUACUCCGUCUACAAUAUUCUCAACCAGUCGUCGGAUUAAAAUAAAAUUCAUUGGGUAUACGAACUAUAAAUUCAGGAGAAACCUCAGCAGCUCCACAGCUUGUUAAUUGGUAGUUUGAAUUCAACCGGAUAAUAUCUGUUUUUAGAAAUAAA